Molecule: messenger RNA, 471 nt
Organism: Scedosporium apiospermum
Lineage: Eukaryota; Fungi; Ascomycota; Sordariomycetes; Microascales; Microascaceae
Exons: 5
Coding region: 1-471 (156 amino acids)
Biological process (GO): translation
Cellular component (GO): cytosol; small ribosomal subunit; ribosome
Molecular function (GO): RNA binding; structural constituent of ribosome
Source: RefSeq, a predicted model, not a curated record
AUGUCGCUCGUAUCCGGCGAGAAGUCGAACUUCCAGUUCAUCCUGCGUCUCCUCAACACCAAUGUCGACGGAAAGCAGAAGACCAUGUUUGCCUUGACCAAGAUCAAGGGUGUCGGUCGUCGCUACUCCAACCUUGUCCUCAAGAAGGCCGAUGUCGACCUCUCCAAGCGUGCUGGUGAGCUCACCUCUGAGGAGCUUGAGCGUAUCGUCACCAUCCUCCAAAACCCCACCCAGUACAAGAUCCCCACCUGGUUCCUCAACAGACAAAAGGACAUCGUCGACGGAAAGGACUCCCAAAUCGUCUCCAACGCCGUCGACUCCAAGCUCCGUGAGGAUCUCGAGCGCCUGAAGAAGAUCCGAGCCCACCGUGGUCUCCGUCACUACUGGGGUCUCCGUGUCCGUGGACAGCACACCAAGACCACCGGUCGUCGUGGUCGUACCGUCGGUGUCUCCAAGAAGAGGGGUGGUUAA